AUGACCAAACUGGGCACAUUCAGAGCCGUGUACCUAGUCGCUUUAUGCUGCGUGGGCUCGUUCUGCUUUGCUUAUGAUACUGGCAUCAUAGGCGGGAUCCUUACGUUCAAGAGUUUCCAGCAUGACUUUGGUUAUACCGAGGCGCAGCGGGCAUCUGUAGGGUCCAACUCGACGAGCCUCCUACAAGCGGGUGCUUUCUUCUCGUGUUUCUUUAUUUGGCCUUUCACCGCCAAGUAUGGCCGAAGAUGGUCCCUUAUCCUCGCUUCUGUCAUCUUCAACAUCGGUGCGGUUAUUCAAACUAUUAACACACACUCACUCGCCGCUUUUUACGUCGCUCGAAUCAUCAGUGGUGUUGGCGUGGGCAUGGCAACGGUUAUCAUCCCUAUGUACUCAGCUGAAAUGGCACCCAAGAACAUCCGAGGUAUGCUUGGGAGCAUGUUCCAGUUCUUCUUCACUCUUGGUGUUAUGACCUCCUACUGGAUAGACUACGCCGUCAAGAAGCAUAUCUCAGACGUGACUGCUCAGUGGCAGAUUCCUGUGGGUCUUCAAAUCGUACCUGGUUCUAUUUUGGGCAUCGGGAUGCUUCUUACUAAGGAGAGCACUCGCUGGCUGGCCCAGAAUGGCCGGCAUGAAGAGGCGUUGGCGUCCCUCUCAUGGGUUCGGGGCGGUGAAUCUGAAGAGGUGAAGAAAGAGUUUGAAGAGAUCUUAUCAGGAAUCAAAGAGGAAGAUCGAGACAAAGAAGGUGUGAAUUGGAGGGAACUAAUUCUCCCAAUCAACCGCAUGCGCGUCUUUCUCAUCGUUGCUCUCCAAAUUGGCGUUCAGUUAACGGGAAAUACAUCAAUGGCCUACUACGCCCCCCAAAUAUUCUCUCUUGUCGGAGCGGGUCAAGAUAACCUUCUCAUCACCGGGUUCUUUGGAGUCGUUAAAGUAAUUUCCUGCCUCUUUUUCCUUCUGUUCUUGAUCGAGCGGAUAGGGCGCCGCGGUUCUCUACUUGCUGGAGCUUUGCUUAUGGGAUCAUACAUGGUUAUCGUUGCUAUCCUCACCGUCAAAUUCCCCCCAGACGCAACAAAGGGCUUAACGGCUCCUUCGAUAGCCUCAUUAACGAUGAUUUAUCUUGAAGCGAUGAGCUAUAAUAUAUCUUGGGGCCCGGUGCCUUGGGCGUACAUGGGUGAAAUAUUUCCAAACAGAAUCCGAGAGGCCGGUAUUGCUAUCGGAACAUCCACGCAAUGGCUUUUCAACUGUGUCUUUUCAUUGGCAACACCUUACGCAGUGAAAAAUCUUGGCUGGAAGACAUUCCUCAUGUUUGGCAUUUUCAACUACGCGCUGGUUGUUUUCGUCUUCUUCUUCAUUAAGGAGACCAAAGGAAAGUCUCUCGAGGAAAUGGAAGCAUGUAAGUAUCUUCGUUAUGCAGUUCCAUGUGUUGACACCCCCUGA
This is a messenger RNA of Clonostachys byssicola, 1434 nucleotides long. NCBI's taxonomy places the organism in Eukaryota, Fungi, Ascomycota, Sordariomycetes, Hypocreales, Bionectriaceae. The record is from the annotation of a GenBank genome assembly.